Molecule: messenger RNA, 1075 nt
Organism: Klebsormidium nitens
Lineage: Eukaryota; Viridiplantae; Streptophyta; Klebsormidiophyceae; Klebsormidiales; Klebsormidiaceae
Source: the annotation of a GenBank genome assembly
GGACUGUGCGGGAGCUUUCUUCACGAAUCACAGGCGUCUGACUCCAUGAAAAAGGAACGAACAAGAUAACCAAGGGCAGUACCGUAGCUGUUUGGCGGGAUGAAGGCUUCAAGUGGAAGCAAAAGGAAAGCUCCAACCUGUAGUAGCUGCGGUGCGACGGGGCACAACAAGUUGGCUUGCCCAAAGGCCAUCGGUCCUGAAGAAGCAGCACUUAAAGCAGCAAAGGCUGCUGAGAGAGCUGCAGCGAGGAAGGAGAAGGAUGAGCAAGAGCAAGUAGAUCGGCUGGCGGAUCUACUAGUAAGAAAUGCCAUUGAUGGGGAUCCUAGCGUUCUCUCAGUCCUGAAGGGCGAUGACGCCAUGUCGAAGCUCCUUGGCCAAUUCAGGGGGCUGUUGGAGACGAUAGCCUAUGAGGAAGAUGCUGAGGAGGGAGCAGAAGGGGGGAAUGCUGAGGAGGGGGAUGAAGGAGAGGGGGAGGGACUUGAAGAGAACAUUGCGGCUGAGCCCAUGGAAGGACGCUCUGAAACUGAGCGUGUGGCAGAGGAGGAAAGGGGACUUCCUCAAGGCGCUGCCACAACUCGUCGCCGAGAUGUGUGCGAUCAUCGAGCACGUCGCCAGGUUGCGAGACAACAUGAAGGGGUGUCGGCCUUUGGUAUUCUCAGCAACUUCAAAUUGUGGUUCAUCGUCAAUUUCACCUUGGUCGAGAAGGACGCACAAGGGGCCUGGAAGGUGGAGGUUGCGACUGCCGGACCGUACCAAUUGUACGACCUCAAGACGAAGGAGAUGCACUCGGAUGCGCGGGAGCUGAUGAGCCAUGUCUGCUACCUCCUUAUCCCGUCCAUGCAAAAGGAGCCACGUAAGGCGUGGGAAGACAUCUCCCGGCUGUUUCACGUGUAUCACCACUCGCGGGCUGGGGAGGUGGUGGACAAGAUGGACAAUAUCGACCACGAGAAGUUGCGCCUCAAGGAGGAGAUGAAGAAGAUGACGAGCGGCUGAAUCGAGAACGGGACGAGCUGCUUGAAAAGCUUAAGAAGGCGGGCAUUCAAUGAGACUGUUGAGGUGGUUUUAGAAGUUGGGG